CACUGCUAUAAAGCGCUCGCGCCCUGGAGAUCACCUCAGUAUCUCGCUAUUCACGUGCCACUGCGUGAGUUUGGGAAUAUAGUACUAACAUUUACGUGUUGGAGCAUCGCUGACCGUCCUUUUCUUCAAAGGUAUUUUGAUGUUACCAACAGAAAUCUCAGGUGGAGUGUGUUUCAGCACAAGUCAGCACUCCAAAGAAGGAAGGAACGGAAUGAAAACAGAAGAAAACCAAUCAUGUCUUCAGCAGGCCCCCUCCACCACUCCUUAUGAGCAUUUGGGAGGAGGUGAGGUGUGUGCAGGGUGUGAGUCUCCCAUCGCAGACCGCUUCCUCCUGCGUGUGAAUGAACUGUCCUGGCAUGAGACCUGUGUCAAGUGUACAGUAUGUCGCAGCGCGCUGAGUGGGACCUGCUACUGUCGGGACCGCUUGCUUUACUGCAAGCAUGAUUAUGAGAAGAUGUUUGUGCGGAAGUGCAGUGCGUGUCUGCAGGCGAUCAGCCGCUCGGAGCUCAUCAUGCGUGUGCUGGGGCAGGUGUACCACCUGGGCUGUUUCAGCUGCUGCGAGUGUGAGCGCCGGCUGCAGAGAGGUGAUGAGUUUGUGCUGAAGGAGGGACAGCUGCUCUGCCGGGGAGACUAUGAGAAGGAGAGAGAGAUGCUGGCUGCCCUCAGUCCGACUCCUACUGAGUCAGUAAAGAGUGAGGACGAGGAGAGUGGUGGUAUAUCUGUUGGGGGGAAAGGCGGGGAUGAUGGGAAGGAGCACAAGCGAUCCAAGAGACCACGUACCAUCUUAACCACACAACAGCGACGUGCCUUUAAGGCCUCCUUCGAAGUGUCCUCCAAACCCUGUCGAAAGGUGAGAGAAACUCUUGCAGCUGAGACUGGACUGACUGUGAGAGUUGUGCAGGUGUGGUUCCAAAAUCAAAGAGCAAAGAUGAAGAAGAUUGCUCGCAGACAGCAGCAGCAGCAACAGCAGCAGGAUCAGGAGCAGAUGGGUGGGACAAGGAGGGGGUCGAGCAGAGGGGGUCGCCAGAGUAAUGAUGACAGUGAGGAUGGCUCUAGCAGUCAUGGAUUGGAUGGGCUGCUUUCAUAUUCCUCUCUGCCACGCCAGCAACUGCUGGCUUUGGAUCCAAACAUAUACGGGGGUGAGCAGUUCAGACACGGCCUCACGCCACCACAGCUAGGCCCUGAGCAGAUGCAUUCCUAUGACUCAGAGACAGUAUUUCAUGACUUGGACAGCGAUGGAAGUCUCAGUCACCUUGGUGAUUGUCUCUUGCCAACCGCAGAAGCUGGAGUUCUUGCUGGCCGAAUAGGAAAUCCCAUUGAUCGCCUCUACUCCAUGCAAAACUCCUACUUUACCUCAUGACCCCUCCACAACCCUGUUUCCACCAACCUAAACAGCUCCAUCAUCACUAUAGGGGACAAACGAUAGAUUGACUCUCACUGAAGCAUAUCUUAUCACCAAACCUACCUGGACACCACAAACACAAGAAUAAUAUCUUAACUGUGCCAAAAAAGAUCUGACAAAGGGCCUACAACCAUUAAAAUGAUACAGGAUUUGAUCAUAUCCUAAAAAGUAAUGGGCAGAGUUUGCAGCACAAGGCAGUUUCAUUGAAAUUACACAAUUUUGGAGUAUAUUACACAUGUACACGUUUUAUGUAACAGACAUUGGGAUAUUACAGACAUUGACAGGCAGCUUGUUCGUGAAGUAUGUGUUACCUCAAUUUUAUUUCACUACACAGCCAACAAAGAUAAGUAAUUCAUAUAUUACUUUCCUAAACAAUUGCCUUUCACUCAGUAUGUUUUGCAUAAUGUCAUUUUUGCAUAGGAAUGAACUUCCAUUCAAAUUUAAAGAAAACAAAAAAUUAAUGCUGGCCGACGUCAGCUGUACAUCAAUAUACAGUAUAUUAAAUUGAUCAGAUUGUUUUUAUGAAUAUGUUAAUUUAUAAUAAGUUGUUUAAUUAUUUCACACACACACACACAAAAUGACAUUGCAGUAAUUAAAAAAUACACUGGCUAUAAUUUAGCCUGUACUAGUUACAAAAUAAACAUCUGUUUCUAAUAAUUUGAAUGAUAACCAUUAUACACAUUAAGUCAUUUAAUAGUGUAAUUCAUUUAGAUUGUUUAAC
Molecule: messenger RNA, 2123 nt
Organism: Xyrauchen texanus (razorback sucker)
Lineage: Eukaryota; Metazoa; Chordata; Actinopteri; Cypriniformes; Catostomidae
Product: LIM homeobox transcription factor 1-alpha-like
Exons: 9
Coding region: 140-1360 (406 amino acids)
Biological process (GO): neuron differentiation; regulation of transcription by RNA polymerase II
Cellular component (GO): nucleus
Molecular function (GO): RNA polymerase II transcription regulatory region sequence-specific DNA binding; DNA-binding transcription factor activity, RNA polymerase II-specific
Source: RefSeq, a predicted model, not a curated record